GGCUCUUCUUCCCCACCAAAGAUCGCCUGGGGCGACUCUCUCAUAUUUCAUCGUCUAGUAACCUUGACUCUUUGAUACUUCAGACUCGACAUUCAGAUCAGAACUGUUGUUUUAAUAGUUAUAACCCUCAGAUUCUGCUAAUUCUCACACGAAAUGGCUUCCGCGGAUGAGCUCAAGGCUCUAGGUAACAAGGCGAUCGCCGAAAAGAACUUCGAUGAGGCUGUGUAGGUUACCUCCAGUAACAAUAGCACAACGGAACAUCGGGGUUGCUAACUACGACACAGCGCAAAGUUCACCGAGGCUAUUGCCAUUCAGCCCGAUAACCACAUUCUCUACAGCAACCGAUCUGCUGCCUAUGCUUCAAAGAAAGAUUGGGAAAAUGCUCUGAAGGAUGCUGAGAAGACCACCGAGAUCAAGCCUGACUGGGCCAAGGGCUGGGGACGUAAGGGUGCUGCUUUGCACGGACAGGGCGACCUCCUAGGUGCCAAUGAUGCGUAUGAGGAGGGAUUGAAGCUCGAUGCCAACAACGCCCAGCUCAAGAGUGGUCUGGCUUCAGUCAAGAAGGCCAUGGAGGCCGAAGUUGGAGGACCUCAAGAUCCUAGCGGUGGCCUUGGCCAAAUGUUCAACGACCCUCAGUUGAUCCAGAAGCUCGCCUCAAACCCCAAGACCAGCGGUUACCUCGCCGACCCCUCAUUCAUGGCCAAGCUCCAAUCGAUCAAGAGCAACCCUGCAAAUGCGACCGAGAUGUUCAGCGACCCCCGCCUGUUGACAGUCAUGGGUGUGUUGAUGGGUGUUGAUUUGGAGAUGCGCGAGCGCGAAGUCGACCCCAAUGCUGAAUCUCGGGACUCUCCCAUGCCUGAUGCCCCACCAGCCCCCAAGCAGCCCGAGCCCAAGAAGGCCCCUGAGCCUGAACCCGAACCCGAGCUGGACGAGGAGGCUCUCGAGAAGAAGAAAAAGAAGGAAGAGGCCGACAAGGAGAAGGCUCUGGGUACCGAGAACUACAAGAAGCGCAACUUUGACGAGGCUAUUGCACACUACACUAAGGCCUGGGAGACCUUCAAGGAUAUCACUUACCUAAACAACUUGGGAGCUGCGUAUUUCGAGAAGGGUGACUACGACAAGGCCAUUGAGGCCUGCACCAAGGCUGUUGAGGAGGGACGUGAGAUCUACGCUGACUUCAAGCUCAUUGCCAAGAGUUAUGCCCGUAUCGGUACAUCUUAUGAGCGCAAGGGAGACUUGGAGAAAGCUAUUGAGAACUACAACAGAUCUCUUACCGAGCACCGAACUCCCGAUGUCCUCAACAAGCUCCGCUCUGCUGAGCGUGCCAAGACUGAGGCUGGUAAGAAGGCCUACAUUGACCCUGCCAAGGCUGAGGAGGCCCGUGAGGAGGGUAACAAGAAGUUCAAGGAAAUGGACUUCCCUGGUGCCGUUGCCGCCUACACAGAGAUGACCAAGCGAGCUCCUGAUGACCCCCGUGGUUACAGCAACCGAGCUGCUGCCUUUGUCAAGCUCUUCGAGUUCCCCAGUGCUCUCGAGGACUGUGACACAGCUAUUAAGAAGGACCCUACCUUUAUCCGAGCCUACAUCCGCAAGGCUCAGGCCUACUUCGGUAUGCGCAAGUACUCAGAAUGUGUGGACGCCUGCACUGAGGCCCAGCGCGUUGACCAGGAGCACCACAACGGUGCCAACGCUCGCGAGAUCGAGCAACAGCAGCAGAAGGCUCUCUCGGCCAUGUACUCUGCCCGUGAUAACGAGACGGAAGAGCAGACCCGAGAGCGUUUGAUGAAGGAUCCCGAGAUCAUGGGACUCAUGCAAGACCCCGUGAUGCAAUCGAUCCUUCAGCAGGCCCAGUCGGAUCCCGCUGCUCUCCAGGAGCAUAUGAGAAACCCUGGUGUGCGGUCCAAGAUCCAGAAGCUGAUCGCUGCUGGCGUUAUCCGGGUGGGUAGGUAAGCGAAGCGAACCAGAUGAUGGCGACGGUGAUGGACUACAAUAGGGAAAAUUUGCUUUUUCAGACAUGGAAUCCCCUAUCCAGAAUCUCAUGGGACGGGGAAGGGAUCUGGAGCGUGCGUGAUUUUGAGUUGGCAGAUUACUGACGUGUACGAAUUAAUACGGAGUACCAGGAUCAUUUGCUGGUUGCUAAUGAGAAAUGAAACUUUUGAAGCAAACUGAUGCAUCUUUUUUGGGAUAUCAUAUGUGAUGUGAGAUAGGGUAUCGCAUUGCUGGCCUCGCUGUUUCAACUAACGACACAUGGCUGGGAGUUGAUGCCAUUAUUGGAUGACUGAAAGGAACUUGGUGUAGUAUUGCAUGCGUAUACUGCAAUUAUCCGUGUUCAACUCCCG
Molecule: messenger RNA, 2339 nt
Organism: Fusarium verticillioides 7600
Lineage: Eukaryota; Fungi; Ascomycota; Sordariomycetes; Hypocreales; Nectriaceae
Product: stress-induced-phosphoprotein 1
Exons: 3
Coding region: 568-1950 (460 amino acids)
Molecular function (GO): Hsp90 protein binding
Source: RefSeq, a predicted model, not a curated record